AUGUCUCGCGACUCACGACAUGCUGCCGGCGGAUCGACGAAGAAGCUCAUAGGCCUCGGUCGCCUACGGUGGUACUGCACGCCCUGUUCCAAACAAUGCCGCGACGAGAACGCAUUCAAGCAACACACCCUGUCCGAAAGCCACGUCCGCAACAUCGAUGCCAUCGGCUCAAAUCUCGGCCAAGCUGUUGAGCAGUUCUCCCAGCAGUUUAAGUCUGACUUUCUGAACCUUCUCCGUCUUAACCAUCGCGAAAAGAGCAUACAAGUCAACCGGUUCUACCAGACCUACAUUGCCGACCGUAACCACAUACAUCUUAACGCAACACGCUGGCAUACCCUAAGCGACUUUGCAAAAUGGCUUGGCCGUGAAGGUCUCUGCCGCGUCGAGGAGAAGGAUGACGGUAUCUACAUAGCCUGGAUCGACACUUCCCCUGACGCUUUACAGCGUGCUACGCUGCUUGAUAAGAAGAUUCGGGAGGAGGCGGCUGGCCGGCUUCAGGAGGAGCGGCAGCUAGAGGAGCAGGUCAAGAGGGCUCAGGCACAGGCAGAGGCACGGGCACAGGCAAAGCCUACGACUUCUCCAUUGCCUACACAACCUACGUCGCUUACUCCUACACAAAACAGUGAUACCAACAUCACAUUUCGAUUAGGCCACAAGGCCACCAAUACUCCUGCCAGUCCUGCUAUCCAGCCAAAGAAGAAGUCCCAAAACAUCUUCAAGAUGGCAGGGCGGAAGAGGGAAAGGCCAGCGGAGGAGGCCGAGUCGGCCGAGCGACCCAAGGUCAAACGUCGGGCAAUAACAGCUCAGCAGCAUACGUGA
This is a messenger RNA of Diaporthe citri, 819 nucleotides long. RefSeq lists its product as uncharacterized. Gene Ontology annotation, biological process: DNA damage response; DNA replication. The coding region runs from base 1 to 819 and encodes 272 amino acids. Gene Ontology annotation, cellular component: nucleus. The record is from RefSeq and is a predicted model, not a curated record. The transcript has a single exon. Gene Ontology annotation, molecular function: double-stranded DNA binding. NCBI's taxonomy places the organism in Eukaryota, Fungi, Ascomycota, Sordariomycetes, Diaporthales, Diaporthaceae.